GCUGUGAGGGCAGGGGGCGUUGGUGGUGGUGGUGGUGACGCUGGGGAGGCAGGGAUUUGUGUUACAUUGCUUUGGUCGGCACUGGUCAGUCUUGCCACACACUCUCCUAAUAGUGAUCAGUGCAUACUCCUGGCGGUGGUGGUGGUGGUGGUGUGAUUACAUUGUUUUGGCAGGGGCGCUGGGGAAGGAGGGAUUGGUGUUACAUUGUUUUAGUCAGCACUGGCCAGUCUUGCCACACACUCUCCUAAUAGCGAUCAGUGUUUGCAUAUUCCCAGCAGCUUCUUCCUCCAUCAAGCAGCACCAGAGAGACACAGCUACUUAAGGAAGGCUGACGACAUGGUGAGUGUGUGAAGCAAGUGUGUGAUCGCCUGUGCCUGGCCUGCCGCGUGCCCCGCCCCGCCCCGCACUCACCUGCCCGCUCCUGCCCCACAUCUGCUGGCUCUCUUGACGCUAGACACUCACUCCGAAGUCAUGCUGAGGGGAUGGUCAUGCUCGCCUCUCCUGCCUGGGAUUCACUGAGACCCCAACACGUGGUGGCCUGUCAGAACUCACCCUCCCUGACCUGUCACCCCAACCCUGUGACGCCCUCGCCCCCCCAACCUCCACCUCCACCACUCUGGUCACUUCUGCUUCAACCCCCUGUCGCUGCCACUACCUCGUCUCCACUAGUUUAAGGCUUACGUGUAACAAACUGCCGGGUAUUGGGCAGUGUGGUGCGAGAAGAAAGACAACCUGUAGUCGAACUGUGCUUGCUGAGUGAGUGUGGUGUUGGGAGCAGCCUGGCCAUGCUGCACCUUGAGGAGGGAGCGGCCAUGCCAGGCGGCCGCAGAAAGUCCAGAAAGCCUCAAAAAUGGGAAGACUUUGUAGCUGAUGAGGAGCAGCUCGCCUCCCUGGAGAAGGAGCUGGAGCAGGAGGAGGAGGCGCGCAAGCUGAGUGUGGAGGAGAUGGAUGAGGGGGAUGACUCGGAUGGAGAGGCAGCACUGAAGAUUGUGGUGGAAGAUGAGGAGAGUAUUGUCAAGGUGGAGGAGGAGGAGGAACGGCAGGAAGAAGAGGAACUGGAGCAGGUAGAGGAGACAAUGGAUGAAAAGGAUGUUGCAAAAGUAGAGAAUGGGGAAGGAGAGGCAGUGAAGGGGGAGAAAGAGGAGCCAGCCACCCCCAGCAUCAUUGGAGACUGUGUCACGUGUGGCAUCCAGCUGAGGGACUGGCCUGCCACACACAGCCACCUGCGUUUCCAUCGGCUCUCCCAUGUGCCAGACUGCAUCAGCAAGACCAAUGCUCACACCAAGAGAAUCAACUGUCAGGUGUGCCAGCGGUCAUGCCAGACACAGGAGGUGCUGGCUUACCACGCCUACACUGAGCACUACGUCAAGUUGCGCCAGGCCAAGACUUGCCCCUUCUGCUGUGCCUCCUUCUCCUGCCUUGAUGAGUUCCUGGACCACCUUGACAUCACCAACAUCUCCUUCAACUGCGAGAUGUGUGGCAUCUCCGUGACACAGGAGCACAAGUUCUACCAGCACAUUGUCUACUGCAGCAAAAAGACCUUCUCAGGACUCACCUCCCUCCCAUGCUGUGUGUGUGGUGCCGUGACAAAGAUCAACCGUCUGUAUGAUCAUCUUACCCACCACAGCACUCAGCUCAACCUGGCUUUCUACCUCUCCAACACCACCAAGGCGCCCAACAAGCGCAUGGUGGAGCCAUGCCCCCCCAAGCAACAAACACGCUUCCGUCCAUUCUUGUGUGAGAUGUGUGACAGGAGGUUCGUGGUGUACAGCGAGUACAAACGUCACAUCCACUCUCACAGCAAGUCCCGUGCCUACGUGUGCACCCACUGUGGCCGCAGCUACUGCCAGAAGAACACCCUUAUUGUGCACCUCUACUCCUACCACAAUGCUUCAGCCAAUGCUGAAGAGGUGAUGCCCAGGGAGGACACAUCACAAAGACGGUGUGAGGCGUGUGGACGCAUCGGGUUUGCGAAUGAGGAGCUGCUGGUGCGUCACUGUGUCAUGCGCUGCCCCAGGAGGAACAACCUGCAGGCAUCCUUUGCUGUCAUUAUUGCCAGCAUUGCCAAGAACCAGAACACCAGCUUUGCGGAGACCCUGCGCAGCCCAGCAAUGGUCACCUACCUCAAGUUGGGUCUGGAAGCCUGGCAGACUCCAGCCUUUGUGAGAGACUACCUUGGAGCCCUUCAAGCAGCUGCAUCCAAUCCGUCCAUGAACCUUCCCACCACCUCUGAUCUCACCAACGCCACUGCCAACAUCACCACCUCCAUCACCAGCAUCAUGACUGCCAGCACCACCACCACCAGUCGCAAAGAUUCAGUAGAGUUCACAGACAUUCAGCUCCUAGCUUACCUCAGUCAGUUUGAGGAGAAGAACCGGGAGGAGAGGGAACAGAUGAUGCUGAACUUGAAGGCAAAGGGUGACACCAAGUGGGAGGAAGGAAAGGUAGUCCCUCCAGAUGACACAGAGGAGGAAAUGGAGGAAGGUGGAGGGGAAGAAUCCUUGCUUCCCUUCCUGUGCACCACCACAUCCACUCCCUCCUCUCCACCCACCACUUCCUGCAGCCCCCCACUGCCCUACCCCACUGCAGCACCACAGAUCAACCAUGCCUCCCUCAUGCAACACCUGCGGCGGGGCACCGAGAGGCGCAGCGGCAAUGAGAAUGCACAGGGGGGAGGCCAAGGGGAGGUAGCCAGCUCAGUGGACAUCUGCCUGGUCACCUCCACCACCAACACGCAGGUCACCAUCACACCAGCGGGCCACCACCUCACCCAGGACAUCAGGCCCCCCAAGAUAGCAGAAGCCCUGACCCACAAGCCGUCCGUUGCAGAGAUCAAGGCCCAGUACCCAGGUGUCACUGUACUGGGGGAUGUGGACUUCUCCCGGGUGCCCUUCCUCCUGAUGGAGAUGAAGGAGUGCAUGAGUGACAGGCAUGAGAGGGCAAUGGAGGCAGCUGGCUUUACGCCGCAGGACAUGCAGAGACUGGAGGUGGAGGCUCAGCUACUGCGGGAAGCUGAGCCAUUUUAUUUUGAGGAGCAUCCAAGCAAGGGAAACAAAGAUGACAAGAACUGCUUCACUGCCCCUCCCAGCCCCACCACCCUGCAGCGCCUCACUGCAGAGAUUGAUGCCAUGUAUGAAGGUGGCAGGAAGGAAAAUGACAUGCUCUCCUCCCCACUAAGUGCUGAUUCUACUCAAAACAAGAUGAAGGAAGAAAACACCCAAGACAGCAAUGCCUGCCAAGCACACACAGACUCCCCAUCCCACUCCCCUUGCAGGAAAAGAGCUAAAGUGGAGACGGAGAUGGAUCCUAGAAGCCCUCCUCCUGAAAAGGGUGGUGGUGGUGGUGGUGGUGGUGGUGGUGGUGGUGGUCUCUCCUCAACUGGCCAAGAAUCCCUCCCUCCCAAGCAGCUGAUAGAUCGACUACUCAGAGAAGCUCAGGCGCUGGCUGAGGGCUGAGUGGCCACCGUACGCACACCAUGACUCAAGUGUUCAUAGUUCUUAAGGAUGUUGUUGACAGAUCUGAACGAGGCUUUGCAAUCGUUGAUGCUUAUUUUUAUACUGUUGUAAGUUGGAAGGUUAGAUGUGAACUUACCGGUGAAACUUGCCAUUCAUACUCAUCUCUCUACAUAUCAAAUCUGGCUAUCCUAGGGCAGUUUUUGUCAUACAUUCUUAUUGUGCAAUGACAUGUCAGAUCUGAAUCUCAUGCAUCAGCCCUUUUUUCUCCAACUUUUUGACAAUAUGAGGUCUGAUUGCACACCAAUGUUCCUGUCAGUCAGCAUUUUGUACAAUAAAUAUCAGACCUCUGCUGCA
Scylla paramamosain (green mud crab) is the source of this 3809-nucleotide messenger RNA. RefSeq lists its product as uncharacterized. The transcript is spliced from 16 exons. Gene Ontology annotation, cellular component: nucleus. The coding region runs from base 786 to 3455 and encodes 889 amino acids. Lineage: Eukaryota; Metazoa; Arthropoda; Malacostraca; Decapoda; Portunidae. Gene Ontology annotation, biological process: regulation of transcription by RNA polymerase II. The record is from RefSeq and is a predicted model, not a curated record. Gene Ontology annotation, molecular function: DNA-binding transcription factor activity, RNA polymerase II-specific; RNA polymerase II transcription regulatory region sequence-specific DNA binding.